This is a messenger RNA of Aspergillus sclerotioniger CBS 115572, 499 nucleotides long. RefSeq names its product putative NADH-ubiquinone oxidoreductase B14 subunit. Lineage: Eukaryota; Fungi; Ascomycota; Eurotiomycetes; Eurotiales; Aspergillaceae. The transcript is spliced from 4 exons. Bases 121 to 492 code for a protein of 123 amino acids. The record is from RefSeq and is a predicted model, not a curated record. Gene Ontology annotation, biological process: response to oxidative stress.
CAGGCCCCGAAAGGUUGGACCAUCGACUUCCUUCUUCCCAUUCGCUCCCCCGCGCUCCUUUCCCUCUCUCCCCCCCAUCCAGUGUGCCAUUGUCGAGCGUCUACCCCGGCCGCAUUCAAGAUGACCAUCAACCCGACCUUCCUUGCGCAGCGCACGCGCUCCUCUGCCAACUGGGGCGAUGCGAAGCGUCGUGUCCUCAAGACCUAUAGGGAAUGGCUUAGAGCGUCCCCCGAGAUUCAGACCAUGUACUCUCUGAACAUGCCCGUCUCUGUUAUCCGGACCAAGAUCCGCCAGGAAUUCGAGAAGCACCGCUACGUCCAGCAGCUGAAUGUCGUCGAUGUGCUGCUGUAUCAGAGCCACUCUGAGUUCCAGGAAACCCUCAACUACUGGAAGCAGCUGUCGCAUGUGAUGAAGUACUUCCGGCCCGAGGAGGAGCCCGGUGCUCGCCUCCCCCCCAACUUCAUCUCGGGUUUCUUGGAAGGUCGCAAUUGAUUGUCAU